This is a messenger RNA of Prorocentrum cordatum, 960 nucleotides long. The record is from the annotation of a GenBank genome assembly. Lineage: Eukaryota; Dinophyceae; Prorocentrales; Prorocentraceae.
CUGAAGGUGGCGCCGCCUUGCUAGCCGCGCGCAGUAGAGCCCGCCCCUGCGCGCCGGCCGCGCCAUACCCCGCGCGCCGGCCGCGCGCACCCCGCGGGCUGCGCAGGAUGGGCAAGAAGAUCGUCAAUGCCACAAUUGCUCUCUCUGGCUUGUCCAUCUUUGCUGGGCUGAUAGCUCUGUGCUUGCCUAUGCAUUCGCUGUGGUUCUUCGUUGGACCGGUGCCCUUCUUCAAAGUGGAGACGCACGCGCUGUCAGUGGAAGUGACGUGCACCUUGCCUUUCUGCGGGGAGCUGGCGGACAGUGCAAGUUUGGAGGACUUCGCGCAGCGAUCGUGCGCCCCAACGAUCCAGCAGGUGGUUGAUAACCUUUGCGAUGGUGCCCACCAUGCGUACAUGGUCGGCCUGAUGCUCGCCAUUGUCUUCUGCAUGAACGUUAUGUUGCAAGGCGCGGCCGUGUAUUCGUUCAACUACUACAUGACGUCGUCGAUGCGGAAGAAGUACAGGAAGCUGGGGGUGAUUCUGCAGUGCAUUGGCAUAUUCUUCGUGGUCGCGGUGCUCGGCAUCUACUACGCAAUGGUCAUAAUAUACUUGAGCGGCGUCAAACUGAAGCCAUUAGCUUGCGUCUUGCCGCUUCUCAUACAUCACUAUGCUUAUGUCGUCUUACCUUUUGCAUGCGCACUUGCUCUCCGUUCUGCUGCAGUGGCGCGUUCGUUCGUUCAAGACGGUCCACGUUCCGUGCCUGCCCGUUCUGGCCUUCGCCGGAAGAGUCGAAUAUAGCCCCAAGACGGGGUGGAGACAUGCCCAACGCAGUGAACGACGGUCCCGCAGGUGUGUUUAAUACUCUUUCCUAGGUUCAAUGCUCCUCCAUUCCAUCGCCGAUUGGUCCGUCAUCUGUACCACUUGCCCUAUGGAUCUUUGGCACGUGUCCAUGGCAGGAGGCCGAAAACAGUCAGAAGGCGGG